Messenger RNA from Solanum dulcamara, 1285 nucleotides. Its product is annotated as acylsugar acyltransferase 3-like. The transcript has a single exon. Bases 1 to 1284 code for a protein of 427 amino acids. NCBI's taxonomy places the organism in Eukaryota, Viridiplantae, Streptophyta, Magnoliopsida, Solanales, Solanaceae. The record is from RefSeq and is a predicted model, not a curated record.
AUGGCAGCAUCAAGGCUUGUAUCUUUUGCUAAAAAGAUUAUCAAGCCCAAUUCUCCUACCCCUCUUUCACUUGGGCGUUACAAUCUUUCUUUAUCUGAUCAAGUCAUGCUUCCAGGGUACAUGCCAAUUGCAGCCUUCUAUCCUUUCCCCUCUAAAAAACCACUACAAAUAUCCAAUAUUCUUGAAAAAUCACUAUCCAAAGUUUUGUCCUCUUAUUAUCCAUUUGCUGGAAGACUCAGAGAUAACACUUUCGUCGAUUGCAACGAUAUGGGAGCCAAAUUUAUGACCGUUAAAUAUGAUUGUCCAAUGUCUGAAGUCGUCAAUCUUCCCGACACUGGCCCUGAAUAUCUACCUUUCCCUAAAGGUAUACCUUGGGGUCGAACUCCAGACGAGGAAAGUUUACUUCUUGUUCAAUUAAGCCAUUUUAAUUGUGGCGGAUUAGCUGUAAGUGCUAACCUAUCACACAAAAUUGCUGAUGGAUGCACACUCUGCAAUUUUAUCAGUGAUUGGGCUUCCAUAGCUCGUGAUCACAACGUGAAUAUCCCAUCCCCUCAAAUGAUCGGAUCGUCCAUUUUUUCGCCAACCACUAAUAUUAUUCACACGGAUGCUAUGGUUGAUGACAUUGACAAUAUACCUCUUAGUACAAAAAGGUACAUAUUUUCCAAUUCGAAAUUGGAGAUGCUGAAAACUCAAGUGACAUCAGAAACAGGGGUGCAAAAUCCAACACGACUUGAAGUACUGUCCGCACUAAUUUACAAGUGCGCUACAACUGCAGCUCGAGCUAACUCGAGAUCCUUUAAACCAUCCGUGUUGACACUAGCUGUGAAUUUACGUCCAAUAUUGGAUCCACCAUUACCAACACGGGCAAUGGGGAAUAUUUUUAGUAUUAUACAAGUGGCAACGAUGAGUGAAGAUGAAAUGACAAUCGCCAGAGUGGUUCGCGAGCUAAGGAAAGCUAAAGAUAAACUCAAGAAGGAAGACCAUGUGAAGGAGAACAAGCUAGUGUCGAUUUGGUCUAAGUGGGCAUCGAUGGCUAAUAAAUUUGAAUUUUAUAGAAGUAGCAGUGUUUGCAAUUACCCAUUGAAUAACUUGGAUUUUGGAUGGGGAAAGCCUAACAGGGUGACAAUUCCAGUAAUUGGGAUUAGAAACAGCUUCAUUUUUAUGGAUAAUCAAAGUGGAGAUGGGAUAGAGGCAAUUGUUUCAUUACCAGAAAAACAUGUGACUCAAUUUGAGAAUAGCAAAGAGCUCCUCCAGUUUGCUUCUCCAAUUCCUAAUCUUAAUUAAA